Daphnia pulicaria is the source of this 1489-nucleotide messenger RNA. RefSeq names its product RING finger protein nhl-1-like. The record is from RefSeq and is a predicted model, not a curated record. Lineage: Eukaryota; Metazoa; Arthropoda; Branchiopoda; Diplostraca; Daphniidae. The coding region runs from base 105 to 1349 and encodes 414 amino acids. The transcript has 7 exons.
GGUAGAAAAUUGUAUUUCGUUGGUAAUGGUUGAUUAAUUUCGACAUCGCCUUUCGCUUAGUCAACACGAUUUAUCUAUCAAAAGAUAACAACUGGGAUUGGGUCAUGGCGUCAAGUGAUGAAAACGUGUCGGAUUCAGAUGAAGACAUGAUCUCGUGUCACAUUUGUUUGCUGAGAUUCAAUACAGAGAAUAGGAAGCCAAAAUUUCUUGACUGUCAUCAUUACUUCUGUCUCAGUUGCAUCAAGAGCUUCUCAAAACCAAAAUGUGCAACUUGCCCUACUUGCCGAACAUCUACAGACUUGACAGCACGCAAGAUUGAACGAUUAACUACGAAUAACAUCGCAUUACGUUUAGUCGCGAUAUCAGAAGAUCGAGCCCGUGAACGCCAAGAACAUGAAACGGUCGAAAAAGAAAUAAUGGAUCAGCAACUGUGGUGCUCUGAAUGCAACAUGUCUGCAACCAACGAAUGCCAUAAAAAGGAACAUGCAAUUCUGAGUUACUUUGAUAUCUACAACUCCCAUUCUUCGCUUCUGAAAUCUGUCAUCAGUGAAACCAAUGCAGUCUGUGAUCGAGCCCUUGAGCAUCACCAGAAGAUCUAUUCCACUCACCUAGAGAUGUUUGCUAAAGUCAGAUGGCUUGAAUCUCAAAUUAUUGUGAGGGUUGAAUCUAGCAAAGCUUCAAUUUCUCAUUUGGAAUCUCUUAAAGCAAAAGAUAAUUUUAAGGAAGUCCCUGAAGAAGAAGACAUGGUCAACACUGUUAAUCAAAUGAAUCAGCUUAUAGUUCAAAUCACUGAAAGAUCUGAUUUGGCCAAAGCCGCUGAAUUAGAAGCAUGUGAACUUCUCAAAACGUACGGCUCUAACAGCUCCACUUUCCUUAUUUCAUUGCUGGAAACUGAACAAUGUCUCCCCGAAGGAUUCGGUUUGGGAUCAAAUACCAACAACAAUGGUGUGGACAAAUGUGAGGAGUUGGACUAUCCCAAGACGAAAUUCGGCCCGAGCAAGGAUGAGAAUAAUAUGGUAGAGGAUGAAGUUGUGAAAUCACAAGACUACAUAAAACAUGCAUCUUGUUCGAGAAUGGAGCCCGGACCUAACAUUGAACUUCCAUCUAAAAACCAUGUUGGAAUGACAUCCUUGAAUCCGACAACCAUGAUGCCGCCUUAUCUGAUGCCACCUCCGCACAUGUUGCCACCGCCAACAAUAAUGCGUCCUCUAUGCACGAUCCCUCCUCCGCAUAUGAUGAAACAUCCACCUCCACUAUAUGUUGGCCGCUAUGGACUACCCCCUACGUUCCAAGGUAACGGAUUUGUUGGUAUGCCCAUGUUGCAUUCCAGGAAUAAUUACCAUCAAUAAAAGAUCUGUCUGCUAACUCUUAUCAAUAAUAAGCUUAACAAGUUGGGUUAUUGUAAGAAGUCUUUGAUGUUAAGAAUUAAAAUUUUCGUGUAGUGGCAGUUUUUCGAAAAUACAUGUAUUAGUUGUCUUUUCUCCUUUAA